AUGGAGCAGUCAGUGCUUGUACCACCAGGACCAGACAGCUUCCAAUACUUCACUAGAGAGUCUCUUGCAGCUAUUGAACAACGCAUUGCUGCAGAAAAAGCUAAGAAUUCUAAACAAGAUCGUAAAGAUGAUGAUGAAAAUGGGCCAAAGCCAAACAGUGAUUUGGAGGCAGGAAAAACACUUCCGUUUAUAUAUGGCGACAUACCUCCAGGAAUGGUGUCUGAGCCCUUGGAAGACAUGGACCCGUAUUACAUCAAUAAAAAAACCUUUAUAGUAUUGAACAAAGGAAAAGCCAUCUUCCGAUUCAGUGCCACCUCUGCCCUGUACAUUUUAACUCCCUUCAAUCCUCUUAGAAAAAUAGCUAUUAAAAUUUUGGUACAUUCAUUAUUCAGCAUGCUUAUCAUGUGCACUAUUUUGACCAACUGUGUAUUCAUGACCAUGAGUAACCCUCCAGACUGGACAAAGAAUGUAGAAUAUACGUUCACUGGAAUUUACACAUUUGAGUCACUCAUAAAAAUCAUUGCAAGGGGCUUUUGCUUAGAAGAUUUUACUUUUCUUCGAGAUCCAUGGAACUGGCUUGAUUUCACUGUCAUUACCUUUGCAUAUGUGACAGAGUUUGUGGACCUGGGCAAUGUCUCAGCGUUGAGAACAUUCAGAGUUCUCCGAGCUUUGAAAACAAUAUCAGUCAUUCCAGGCUUGAAGACUAUUGUGGGAGCCCUAAUUCAAUCUGUGAAGAAGCUUUCGGACGUAAUGAUCCUGACUGUGUUUUGUCUGAGUGUAUUUGCACUAAUAGGGCUGCAGCUGUUCAUGGGCAACUUGAGGAACAAAUGCCUGCAGUGGCCUCCAGAAAAUUUUACUCUGGAAACAAAUAUUACUUCCCAGCUAAACAGCACCAUAGGUGAAAAUGGUACAUUGGUUAAUUCAACAGUGACUCCAUUUGACUGGAAAGGGUACAUUGAAGAUGAAAGUCAUUUUUAUUUUCUGGAAGGGCAAAAUGACGCUCUGCUUUGCGGAAAUAGUUCUGAUGCUGGGCAGUGUCCAGAAGGAUAUACAUGCGUGAAAGCUGGUAGAAACCCCAAUUACGGCUACACAAGCUUUGACACCUUCAGCUGGGCUUUCUUGUCACUGUUUCGCUUGAUGACUCAAGACUUCUGGGAAAACCUUUAUCAACUGACACUGCGUGCUGCUGGGAAAACAUAUAUGAUUUUUUUUGUUCUGGUGAUUUUUCUGGGUUCUUUCUACCUGAUCAACUUGAUCCUGGCUGUGGUUGCCAUGGCCUAUGAAGAACAGAAUCAAGCAACCAUGGAAGAAGCAGAACAGAAAGAGGCAGAAUUUCAACAGAUGCUGGAACAACUGAAGAAGCAACAGGAAGCAGCUCAGGCAGCAGCAGUGGCAGCAGCAGCAGUAACAGCAUCUGCGGAGUCCAGGGAGCCCAGCGCUGGGGGAGAAGCAGGAGGGGUCUCAGAGAGUUCCUCAGAGGCAUCAAAAUUGAGCUCAAAGAGUGCAAAAGAGAGGAGAAAUAGAAGGAAAAAAAGAAAACAGAAGGAGCAGUCUGGAGGAGAGGAAAAAGAUGAAGAUGAAUUUCACAAGUCUGAAUCAGAAGACAGCAUCAGAAGGAAAGGUUUCCGAUUAUCUAUUGAAGGCAAUAGACUGACAUAUGAAAAGAAGUAUUCUUCUCCACAUCAGUCUUUGCUGAGCAUUCGAGGCUCCCUGUUUUCUCCGAGGCGCAACAGCAGAACAAGUCUUUUCAGCUUCAGAGGUAGAGCAAAGGAUAUAGGAUCAGAAAAUGACUUUGCUGAUGAUGAGCACAGCACUUUUGAAGACAAUGAUAGCAGAAGAGAUUCUCUCUUUGUGCCGCGCAGACAUGGUGAACGGCGCAACAGUAACAUUAGUCAGGCCAGUAGGUCAUCCAGGAUGCUGGCAGUGUUUCCAGUGAAUGGGAAGAUGCACAGCACUGUGGAUUGCAAUGGGGUGGUUUCCCUGGUUGGUGGACCAUCUGUUCCUACAUCGCCUGUUGGACAGCUUCUGCCAGAGGUGAUAAUAGAUAAACCAGCUACUGAUGACAAUGGUACCACUACAGAAACAGAAAUGAGGAAGAGAAUAUCAAGCUCUUUCCACGUUUCUAUGGACUUUCUGGAAGAUCCAGCUUUAAUGGAAAGAGCCAUGAGUAUUGCUAGCAUCCUCACAAACACUGUGGAAGAACUCGAAGAAUCAAGACAGAAAUGCCCACCAUGUUGGUAUAAAUUUGCAAAUAUUUUCUUGAUCUGGGACUGCAGUCCGCAUUGGCUGAAAAUAAAACAUAUCGUCAACUUAGUGGUAAUGGACCCAUUUGUUGACCUGGCUAUUACAAUUUGCAUUGUUUUAAAUACACUCUUUAUGGCUAUGGAACAUUACCCGAUGACUGAUGAAUUCAAUAACGUACUUUCAGUUGGAAAUCUGGUCUUCACUGGAAUCUUCACAGCAGAAAUGUUUCUCAAGAUAAUUGCAAUGGAUCCUUACUAUUAUUUCCAGGAAGGCUGGAAUAUUUUUGAUGGUUUUAUUGUAACCCUUAGCUUGGUUGAGCUUGGUCUUGCAGAUGUGGAAGGACUCUCAGUUCUUCGAUCAUUCAGAUUGUUGCGAGUUUUCAAACUGGCAAAAUCUUGGCCAACACUAAAUAUGCUGAUAAAAAUUAUUGGUAACUCUGUGGGAGCUCUCGGUAAUCUGACCCUGGUGCUGGCCAUCAUUGUGUUCAUUUUUGCUGUGGUUGGGAUGCAGCUGUUUGGGAAAAACUACAAGGAAUGUGUCUGCAAAAUUGCAAGUGACUGUGUACUUCCACGCUGGCACAUGCAAGAUUUUUUUCACUCUUUCUUGAUCGUAUUCCGAGUGCUGUGUGGAGAAUGGAUAGAAACGAUGUGGGACUGCAUGGAGGUUGCUGGCCAAGCCAUGUGCCUUACGGUCUUUAUGAUGGUCAUGGUGAUUGGAAACCUAGUGGUACUGAACCUAUUUUUGGCCUUGCUCUUGAGCUCAUUUAGUGCAGACAACCUUGCUGUGACAGAUGAUGACAAUGAAAUGAAUAAUCUCCAAAUUGCUGUAGCAAGAAUGCAGAAGGGCAUAGAUUAUGUGAAAAGAAAAGCACGCGAAUUCAUCCAAAAAGCUUUUGUUAAAAAACAAAAAGCUUUAGAUGAAAUCAAGCCACUUGAAGAUUUGAACAACAAAAAUAGCUGUAUUUCUAACCAUACAACUGGGGGACUAAGCAAGGACCAUGACUAUAUUAAAGAUGCAAAUGGAACAACUAGUGGCAUAGGCACAGGUAGCAGUGUGGAAAAAUACAUAAUUGAUGAAAGUGAUUACAUGUCAUUCAUAAACAAUCCAAGCCUCACUGUGACAGUGCCCAUUGCUGUGGGUGAAUCCGACUUUGAAAAUCUAAACACAGAGGAAUUUAGUAGUGAAUCAGACCUGGAAGAAAGCAAAGAGAAGUUAAAUUUGUCUAGUUCAUCUGAAGGUAGCACAGUUGAUAUUGGACUUCCUGCAGAAGAGCAACCAGAAGCUGAACCUGAAGAAGCCCAGGAGCCAGAGGCCUGCUUCACAGAAGGCUGUGUACGAAGAUUCAAGUGCUGUCAAGUAAGUAUAGAAGAAGGGAGAGGAAAGCAGUGGUGGAACCUUAGAAAAACCUGCUUCAAGAUUGUUGAACACAACUGGUUUGAGACUUUCAUUGUCUUUAUGAUUCUCCUCAGCAGUGGAGCUCUGGCUUUUGAAGACAUAUAUAUUGAACAGCGCAAAACUAUCAAGACCAUGCUGGAAUACGCUGACAAGGUCUUCACUUACAUCUUCAUUCUGGAAAUGCUGCUGAAGUGGGUGGCCUAUGGCUAUCAAACAUACUUUACUAAUGCCUGGUGCUGGCUGGACUUCCUGAUUGUUGAUGUCUCUUUGGUUAGCUUAACAGCAAAUGCAUUGGGUUACUCUGAACUUGGUGCCAUUAAGUCCCUUAGGACACUAAGAGCUUUGAGACCUCUAAGAGCUCUGUCACGAUUUGAAGGCAUGAGGGUGGUUGUGAAUGCCCUUUUGGGAGCAAUUCCAUCCAUCAUGAACGUGCUUCUCGUUUGUCUUAUAUUCUGGCUAAUUUUCAGCAUCAUGGGAGUAAAUCUGUUUGCUGGGAAGUUCUACUACUGUGUUAACACCACAACUGAUGAAAGGUUUGAAGUCGACCAAAUCAACAAUUUUAGUCAGUGCGAGGAACUCAUAAAAAACAAUCAAAGUGCCCGAUGGAAAAAUGUGAAAGUAAACUUUGAUAAUGUAGGAUUUGGGUAUCUUUCUUUACUUCAAGUAGCUACAUUUAAAGGCUGGAUGGAUAUUAUGUAUGCAGCUAUUGACUCAAGAGAUGUAUUACAGCAACCCAAAUAUGAAGACAACCUGUACAUGUAUUUGUAUUUUGUCAUCUUUAUUAUUUUUGGGUCUUUUUUCACCCUGAACCUGUUCAUUGGUGUCAUUAUUGAUAACUUCAACCAGCAAAAAAAGAAGUUUGGAGGUCAAGAUAUAUUUAUGACAGAAGAGCAGAAGAAAUACUACAAUGCAAUGAAAAAGCUGGGAUCCAAAAAACCACAAAAACCUAUACCAAGACCAGGGAACAAAUUCCAAGGCAUGGUCUUUGAUUUUGUGACACAGCAAGUAUUUGACAUCAGCAUCAUGAUUCUUAUUUGUCUUAACAUGGUUACCAUGAUGGUAGAAACUGAUGACCAGAGUAAAGAAAUGGAAAAUAUUUUAUACUGGAUAAAUCUGGUGUUCAUUGUCCUUUUCACUGGAGAAUGUGUCCUGAAAUUGAUUUCACUUCGCCAUUAUUAUUUCACUAUAGGCUGGAACAUUUUUGAUUUUGUAGUUGUCAUUCUCUCAAUAGUAGGUAUGUUUUUAGCUGAGAUGAUUGAAAAGUACUUUGUUUCCCCCACACUAUUCAGAGUCAUCCGACUUGCCAGAAUAGGUCGAAUCCUGCGUCUCAUUAAAGGCGCUAAGGGAAUCCGCACUCUGCUCUUUGCUUUGAUGAUGUCUCUUCCUGCUUUGUUCAACAUUGGGCUGCUGCUCUUCCUGGUCAUGUUUAUCUAUGCGAUAUUUGGCAUGUCCAACUUUGCCUAUGUUAAGAGGGAAGCUGGUAUAGAUGACAUGUUCAACUUUGAAACUUUUGGCAACAGCAUGAUCUGCCUGUUUCAAAUCACCACAUCUGCUGGCUGGGAUGGUUUGCUAGGCCCAAUUCUUAACAGUGGGGAGCCAGACUGUGACCCCAACAAAGCUCAUCCGGGGAGCUCUGUGAAAGGUGACUGCGGCAACCCUUCCGUUGGGAUUUUCUUCUUUGUCAGCUACAUUAUCAUAUCAUUUCUGGUAGUGGUGAACAUGUACAUUGCUGUGAUUUUGGAGAACUUUGGUGUUGCUACUGAAGAAAGUGCUGAACCCUUGAGCGAGGAUGACUUUGAGAUGUUCUAUGAAGUCUGGGAGAAGUUUGAUCCUGAUGCAACACAAUUCAUGGAAUUUGAGAAGUUGUCUGAUUUUGCAGCAGCACUUGAGCCUCCUCUUCAUCUACCCAAACCAAACAAAGUCCAGCUUAUUGCAAUGGAUCUGCCCAUGGUAAGCGGUGACAGAAUUCACUGCCUUGACAUCUUGUUUGCUUUCACAAAGCGUGUUUUGGGGGAAAGUGGGGAGAUGGAUGCCCUCAGAAUACAGAUGGAAGAUCGGUUUAUGGCAUCCAAUCCUUCAAAAGCUUCCUAUGAACCAAUUACAACCACAUUAAAAAGAAAACAGGAGGAAGUGUCUGCUGUCAUUAUUCAACGAGCUUAUAGGCGUCACCUUUUAAAACGAACAGUAAAACAAGCUUCCUUUAUCUAUAACAAAAACAAAACUGAAGGAGGGGCUGGUCAGGGUAUCCUUAUUGACAAAUUAAAUGAAAACUCAUUUACAGAGAAAACCGAUAUAACUGCAUCAACAGCAGUUUGUCCACCUUCUUAUGAUCAUGUAACAAGGCCAGUCAAAGAAAAGCAUGAAAAGGAAGAUAAAGAUGUGCAGAAAUAAAAGCAAAUAGCAAGCAAAAUCAUCUAUGUGCAAAAUAGUAGUCUGUAAGGAUCAUGUGUUUGUGUCAAUGUGACUCCUGCUGGAGGUCUAUGCCAAACUGACAAUUUUUACAAAUAUACUCUACAUUAAAGGUCAGUGCCUAUUUAAAGACAGUGACACCUUGUCAGUGACUGUGACUGUGAUAUGCGGAGACAACCUUGACAGGAGUUUACUGUUCUCACUACCAGCUGACACUGCUGAAGAGGAGAGAAAAAAUGGCUACUCAGACUGUAGGGACCAGUUAAAGGGGUGCAAACCAAGUAUUUGUGUGUUUAGCAUAAAACAAUACCAUAACUGUAUCCACUGUUUGCAUUUCAACUGCCAGAUAUGUCAUAUUUUUACAAAAUCUGUGUUGGUGGAUCCAUCUUAUUUUUAUUCAUACGUUGUUUAUUAUAUGUGACUAUUUUUGUAAAUGGGGCUUUUGUUGGGGGAGGGGUGAAGUACACCGUUUACAGGUACAAGGGCCAGCUGUUCUAUCAUAUGACUAAUAUGACACAGAAAUUAUUUGCAUGAAGGCAUGCUGUACUGAUAGAUCAUGCAUGAAAAUAACAUUAAGUCACAAAGAACAACAGAUUUUUUUAGCAUAAGGUUUCUGGAAAGGAAUAACAGAUUUU
This is a messenger RNA of Pterocles gutturalis (yellow-throated sandgrouse), 6683 nucleotides long. RefSeq names its product sodium channel, voltage-gated, type I, alpha subunit (gene SCN1A). The transcript has 26 exons. Gene Ontology annotation, cellular component: axon; plasma membrane; voltage-gated sodium channel complex. Gene Ontology annotation, molecular function: voltage-gated sodium channel activity. The record is from RefSeq and is a predicted model, not a curated record. The coding region runs from base 1 to 6030 and encodes 2009 amino acids. Gene Ontology annotation, biological process: membrane depolarization during action potential; sodium ion transmembrane transport; neuronal action potential. NCBI's taxonomy places the organism in Eukaryota, Metazoa, Chordata, Aves, Pterocliformes, Pteroclidae.